Molecule: messenger RNA, 387 nt
Organism: Acomys russatus (golden spiny mouse)
Lineage: Eukaryota; Metazoa; Chordata; Mammalia; Rodentia; Muridae
Product: non-histone chromosomal protein HMG-17-like
Exons: 2
Biological process (GO): chromatin organization
Cellular component (GO): chromatin; nucleus
Molecular function (GO): nucleosomal DNA binding
Source: RefSeq, a predicted model, not a curated record
CCACCAACGCCAUGCCCAAAAGAAAGGCGGAAAGGGGAUACAAAAGGAGAUAAAACAAAGGUGAAGGACGAGCCACAGAGAAGGUCUGCAAGGCUGUCUGCUAAACCUGCUCCUCCAGAGCCAGAGCCCAAGCCUAAGAAGACCCCUGCGAAGAGGGGGAAAAGGCACCGAGGGAGGAAGGGGAAAGCCAAUGCCAGUAAGGACUCGAAUAGUGCUGAGGAAAAUGAAGACAUCAAAAUAGACCAGGCACUGACAACUGAAGGUUCUGGAGAUGCCAAUGCAUAUCUUCAAAUCGUCUCAGAUGUGAUCCCAGUGCUUCUUUUUAAUCUGACUGUUUUCUUCAGCGUGUGCCUGGCAGUGUGUGAGAACAUCUGCGCCUUCACGUAA